Molecule: messenger RNA, 1997 nt
Organism: Spodoptera litura
Lineage: Eukaryota; Metazoa; Arthropoda; Insecta; Lepidoptera; Noctuidae
Gene: VhaPPA1-1
Product: Vacuolar H[+] ATPase PPA1 subunit 1
Biological process (GO): proton transmembrane transport
Cellular component (GO): proton-transporting V-type ATPase, V0 domain
Molecular function (GO): proton-transporting ATPase activity, rotational mechanism
Source: RefSeq, a predicted model, not a curated record
UUGUCUAUGACAACUUGUGAUCACAAGACCUCUUCGCUUUUGAGUUUUCUGUCAAGGCAAAAAUUGGGCGAAAAAAGGCCGUCCCUUUUGGGAAUAUCGGGUAAAACAGCACCAAUUUGCUAAUAAAAAUACUUCAAGAUGAGGUACUUCCUAACUUAUCUGUUCGCGCUGUUGGUGGUGGCCGUGAUUCCAGUAGUGUCUAUGUUCUAUCUUCUCCAAGGAAAGGGUGAGCAACUCAGCGUUGGAUGGUUCCUGGAGAACACGUCCCCCUACAUGUGGGGUACGUUGGGAAUCGCAUUCGCCGUGGCUCUGUCAGUAGUGGGGGCAGCUAUGGGCAUCCACACGACGGGAGUGAGCAUAGUCGGAGGAGGUGUCAAAGCUCCCAGAAUUAAGACUAAGAACUUGAUCUCCGUCAUCUUCUGCGAAGCCGUCGCCAUUUAUGGAUUGAUCACUGCCAUCGUGUUGUCUGGAAUGCUGGAAAGAUACACAGAGCCCCUGAUUGAUAUCACUAUCAAGCAACAGAACUGGAUGGCUGGGUAUGUGAUGUUUGGAGCUGGUCUGGCCGUGGGUACUGUCAACCUGUUCUGUGGUAUCGCCGUUGGAAUUGUAGGAUCUGGUGCUGCCCUGGCCGAUGCAGCCAAUGCUGCUCUGUUCGUCAAGAUCCUAAUUGUAGAGAUUUUCGGAUCAGCCAUUGGUCUCUUUGGUCUUAUUGUUGGUAUCUACAUGACAUCGAAGUGCAAAAUGGGCAACCAGUAAUUUAAGAAUAAACUUAAAACUUGAAUCUAAGUUGUACAUCGGCACUGGAAGUUACCAGCCUUGACCUCCCUCACUAACAGAGUAUCCAGUGCUCACAUACUUAUAUACCGAAGAAGCUUCAAGUUAUUAUAAUUGCAGUGUUGAACUUGUGUAUCUUUCCUGCCUGCUCUUUGUUGAUGUGUUUAUAAAAAGUAAAUUAUUUUUUUAAUUUUAAAUCAAAAUAUCUGAUCUUAGCACUCCAUAGCAAAGUAGCUUAAAAUAAAUUUAACUUUUUGAUGUUAUUACUGUACUAUAAAUUUACUAUAAUUGUUGUUUCAUAUAUUAAGGCAUUUGUGCUAAGAUUUGAGAUAUUUGAACAGAGGUUUGGAUUGUAUUUCAGUAUUCUAUUGACAACUAUUUAGCAAACUGUUGAGAUUGUGUUGUAUUGAACCGUAACAGUGUCCUAAUUUGGAAAUGACUAGGCAUGCACUGUUCUUAGAGUUUCCGUGGCCUAAUAUAAAGCUCUGCCUUGACAUAACUACAGUAUUGUGCCUAGUCAUUUAUAAGGCUUAUACAUUCCAUAAAACCUUGUUUCAAGUUUUGUAAAAGCUUCAUUGGUCAGUCUGUAACCCAUAUUAUACAUAGUAAUAAAAUAUUAAUGUACAUACAUUUCGUAUUUGGUGUGAUAUGUUAUUUUCCAUUCGACACAAGUUAUGAAGAGGGUGAUGUUGAUGGCAUUGUAUAUAGCCAUCAAUAGCAUUCUAUUGUUAUUAUAGCAGAGCACAAAGUUUUACAAUUAUAUAGAAAACAUCUUUCAUGACAGAAAUUAUUGUACUGAUGAACUAAAGCUGCAUGUGUCUGCUUGGAAAAUAUCGAAAUUGUUAAUGUUUUCUGGUAUCGAUAAAGCACGGUUUCCCUUAAAUUAUUGUAUGAGAAAAUAAAAAUAUAUCAAAUGAUUAUAAAGUCCCAAUUGUAAAUAUUAGUUUGCUUACCUCUUACUAAUUUAUUGUACGUACUUGUAAAUUCAACUGCAUAAACUUAACUAUAGGAGUUAAUUUGUUGCCACACAUUGUUGGUAUUUUAUAUAUCAAAUGAUUAUCGACAUUGGCUAUUAGCGCAGUGUUCAAAUUUCGGAACAAAACGAACGAGAAAGUAUUAUGUCAGUCUUAUUCAAUUUACUGAUGUAAUUCUAAGUAAAUAUAUUUUAUUUGUGCAAAUGUAGAUAUUAUGUAUGUUGAUGAAUAAAUAGAUAAAAAGUUGUA